This is a messenger RNA of Aphanomyces astaci, 420 nucleotides long. RefSeq lists its product as hypothetical. The transcript is spliced from 3 exons. NCBI's taxonomy places the organism in Eukaryota, Oomycota, Saprolegniomycetes, Saprolegniales, Verrucalvaceae. The coding region runs from base 1 to 420 and encodes 139 amino acids. The record is from RefSeq and is a predicted model, not a curated record.
AUGCGGCGAAGUCGUCGUGGAGAGAAGUUGGAGACGUUAGUCUUUGACGAGCUAGCCACGCCGUCUCUUCUAUCUGAAGGCGAUCGGCAAGUGCUGCGACCCGUGUUGCACGUCAGGUACUGCUACCGUUGGCUGUCCAAGCUUGCCCAACGCUUGCCCAACCUCCACCGGACACUUCCAGACGUGAUACGAAAGCUCCAUCCACCCCAGUGUAUUCCCCCAUUGGCGCGCCUCUUGGUGGACGAACUGGAGCUGUUUCCGUGCUUGUGUCGAUUUGUGGACCACAUCUUCUUUGUAGAGUCAGUCGUGCUGGUUGGGACCUCCAAGUUCACGGGACUACUCUGGUUCUCCAUGAACCUGCUGGCCGUUGCUGCUGACUCUGCCACGUGUUCCAGCUGUGGGUUCACGGAAACAACUUAG